CGAGUCCUCCUAUUGAGAGCCCCGCAUGAUGUCCGAGUCGCCUCCUCUACCGGACGGGAGCAAUGACUGUGUCAGCCCGAGCACGGUCUCGUCUUUGAAGAGCGGCCCCUCCGCCUGCCAUACAUGCCUUUCCGUCUACGAGCUAUUUGACAUGAUCGUUCGAGAGGUCUACGGCGAAGGGGAAGGCAAGGGUACUGUGGCCAGCCUGGCAGCCACGAGUAAGGCGUUCCAUGGCGGUGCCAUUCCGAUACUAUGGGAGAAACUGGAAACCUUGAAUCCGCUGCUAGAAGUCAUCCCUAUGGAUGUCUGGAUGCAAGCUUUGCAGAAUACAGAUCCAGCUUCGGUCCCGCAACAAAUUGCCUACCCCCACGAUUCUCCCAUACGCCGUGCGAUGUGGUACGGCCAACACAUUAAGCGCAUCUCGUGGUCCGAAGACCCCGAAAGUGUAAACCAGGAGAUCUAUGCCGUCGGGUCAUUGACGUGUCUUCCACCUACGCUCAAGCUACUGCGGAACCUGCGUUCCUUCUCCUGGACCGAGCGUCGGCCUUCCGUGGCCAGGUUUCUCCACCCAGACCUCUUUGUGAAUCCUUCCUUGCAGGAGCUGUCGCUGGACACGGUGCUCACCGAGGAAGCUCCGUUGUGUAGCGUCCUGGACGCCGUCAGGGAGACGUGUCCGCAGCUGAGGCGACUCCGGCUCGCGGGGGAUUCGAGCGAGCCGCUACAUGUCGCGGUAGGCGCGGCACUUGCCGACCUUGUCCGUGCGACAGAACUCAUCGAUCUCAGCUGUACAAGCCCGCUCUUCGACGAUGUCCUGCUUGCGAUCGUCGAGUCGACCUCGCUGCAACACGUUGACGUCAAAGUGAACUGGUACACGCUGGACAACAUGGUCGUGUCGGCCCUCCCUUCUGCUUGUCUUGUUUCCGUGCGCACUCUGACCCUGCGCUUCGAGGCCCUGAGUCUGUCGUCCCUCGCGCUUUUGGAGAUUAUUGGUUCGUCCGUUCUCUUCAGCCUGGCGAUACACGUCAACGCAGAGGUCUUCGACAACGAUCUGCUCACAAAACAUCUCGCCGCACUAACGCAAGCGCCGUUCGCGGCGACCCUUCGCAAAAUCGAGAUCCAUGCUUGGCGCAUGGAUUCCGAAGAAGACGGGGACUGUCCAAGCAUCACGUUCAAGACGCUUGAGCCCUUGCUCGAGCUCAAGAAACUCACGCACUUCGUGGUUUACGCCAAAAGCUUCGCCAUGAGCGCAUGCGAUGUCCGGGCGAUCGCCCUCGCCUUCCCGGAUAUCCAGACUCUGGAGUUCAUGGCAGCCGCAUUUGCGGGAGGAGAGCCACCCGUCGGGGCCCUCCAGCACCUCGUGGAGCUCUGCCCCGACUUGACGCUACUAACGAUGCCCGUCACCGCUGCAUUCGGCGUCCCCUACGUUGAGCCAGGCUGGAAGCCCCGGUCCCGUGUCACGACGUACGCGAUUGCCACUCCCGCGGAGGAUGCAGGCGACCCACGGGUCUUCGCAUACCUUUCCGCUCUCUUUCCGUAUGUUCCUCCGGACACGAUCACCGACGCGGAGGAGGUAUCGGAGGACGAGAAAUAUGCGUACGCGGAGUAUUUGGAGCAGACGCGGCCUCCAGGUGAGCCCGUAGCGACUGCUUGUAGCCGUUCCGAGUCUUGGGCCCAGAUCAUUGCACAUUAGAUGUCCAACAUUUUUAUCGGCUGUUUAUGCGCUCUCUCUUGCUUCAUAGUGUACCAUCAGCGGAGGAAUUGUAUUCAGGUCACGACAUAUGCCUCGAUAGAG
Molecule: messenger RNA, 1792 nt
Organism: Rhodofomes roseus
Lineage: Eukaryota; Fungi; Basidiomycota; Agaricomycetes; Polyporales; Fomitopsidaceae
Exons: 3
Coding region: 26-1690 (554 amino acids)
Source: RefSeq, a predicted model, not a curated record